Molecule: messenger RNA, 1926 nt
Organism: Cetraspora pellucida
Lineage: Eukaryota; Fungi; Glomeromycota; Glomeromycetes; Diversisporales; Gigasporaceae
Source: the annotation of a GenBank genome assembly
AUGUCAAGUGUUAUUUCAGACAGUAAUCAUGAUAGUCAAGUUCCUGAAACUGAUAGAGCUGAUAGCUCUGAAGAUUCUUCUAUUGGUAGACCCGAAGAUCCUGUAAAUGCUGAGUAUAUUAAACUUGGUACACGAGAUAAGCAUGGACAUGUAGCAAUAAAGUGUAAAUAUUGUGAAGAAGUUACACAGCGAGGACGACCUAGUGAAAUGAAAUCACAUUUAGUAUUAGAAUGUAAAGAUCCAAAAAUUACUGACAAAUUUCAAUCAACUCAUUUAGAUCAAAAUCAAGAAAAGCUUAUUAACAAAGUUUUAAUUCAUUUUUUUACUUGUUGUGGAAUUCCUUUUUGGGUAGUUGAAAACCCUUUUUUUAUUGAUUUACUUAAAAACCUUAAUGCGGGUUACACACCUCCUAGUCGAAAAAUUUUAAGCAAUCUUUGGCUUGAUCAAGAAACUGCACAUAUUACAGUAAAUAUUGAUGAACAGCUUAAUCGGCUUAAAAAUUUAACUUUAGUUCUUGACGGGUGGACGAGUGGAUCGCAUCAUUCUUAUUAUGCAUUUGUUAUUAUUACUUCAAAUAGACAACAAUAUGUUCAUUCAGUUCAAGAUUUUAAUGAAAUUAUUAAAAUAAUUGAGGAAAUUGGUCCAAAUAAAUUUGGAGCUGUUGUUUCAGAUGGUGCUGCAGCAAUACAACUUGCAAAAAAUUUUGUUGCUAAUAAAUAUCUGCAUAUUAUACCAGUUCGCUGUAUUGCGCAUCACAUUCAGUUAAUAGCAACAGAUAUUAUUAAGAAAACUUCUUUUGGAUCACAAGUUCUUUUAAAAUGCCAAGAAUUUGUUACUUACUUUCAAAAUUCUCAUAUGUCUGGUGCCCAGUUAAGAAAUGAAAUUACUGAUUUACUUAUUAAAGAUGGAGGUUUAAAAUUAUUCGUUAAAACUAGAUGGUGUUCUGCGUGGGAUUGUUGUAACUUAAUUUUGAGAUUAAAACCUGUUUUACGAAAUAUAAGCAUUAAAAAAUUAAGAAAUUAUAUUACAAGUCGUGAGUUUUGGGCUAAUGUUGAAUGUCUUUAUAAAAUUCUUGAACCUACUAAAAUUGCUGUUAAAACUGUUGAAUCAUCAAAUGUUAAGUUUGCAGAUGUGUUUUUAAUUUUAGUUAAAAUGGCUUUCGCAAUUAAAGCUAUGCCAACUAUGGAAACAACAAUUGAAAGACUUGAAUUUAGGAAAAAUUGUUUGACUUUAGAAAUGUUUGAAAGAAUUUUUCGAAAAGCUUUAAUUAUCUGGAAGUCACAAGGUAGAGGAGACAAUAACUAUAUUGAACUUCCAGAAACCUGGUGGGCCACGAUUAAACUACCAAACCACCAUCUUCAAAAACUUGCUUUAUUACUUCUCACAAUUACUCCUCAUAGUGUAGGGUAUGAGCGUGUUUUUUCAGUAUUGAAUUGGUUUACUCAAAAACGUCAAAAUAGAUUGACCGUAAAAAAAGUUUCAAAUAUGGCCAAAUUACAUGCAUAUUAUGUCACAAAUGCAUGCCAUGAACUUAAUUAUGUUGGACAAAAUCUUCUAGAAAAUGAUUUUUUAAAAAUGAUGCAGAAUUACACUCAUUCGCUUACUUCAGAUUUUGCCAUGUUUGAAGAAGAUAUUCAACUAUAUGAUUCCAAUGAUGAUUUUGAGGAUAAUUAUGAAGAUUCUACUAAUGAUGACUUAUCCGAAGUUGACUUAUCCGAAGUUGAUUCUAAUAUGUUAAAUAUUGAAAAUAGUAUUAAUUUGGCUUAUGCUUUGAAUAAUACAAAUCAACCUACUAUUCUAGAUGAAAUUAUUGAUCAUGGUGAAACUGAUUUUGAUAUUGACGCACUCACUAGUCAAGGAAUGCAAAUGCGAAAUGCAUUAGUAGACAAAGAAAGUGAAGAUUUUAGUAAUGGUAGGGUUAAUUAA